AUGACAUCCCAAACAGUAGUUCAAGCUGAACUAGUCCAUCUAGUUGCAGACUACAUGGCUUUACGUUUUACAAUCCCAGAGAUUGAAGCAGGAGAAACUAUCGAAGGAGGGGAGCUUUAUGCAAUGUUCGCAGUUGAUAAAAGUGGAUCCAUGAGUGGCUCCCCAAUGAAUGAUGCUAAAGGAGCAGCUGAAAGUUUGACAGUGAAAUUCCGUAAAAUGGACGUCCCUGUCACUGUCUAUCCUUUUUCCAACACAAGUAAAGAUUGGAGCUCAGAUGCUAUGGGCUAUGAUGAACUCGUAAAAAAUUUACAAGCACUUAAAGCAAGUGGUGGGACUAUUUUUGAAAGCGUUAUUAAAAUGAUGGAACAAAAAAUAAAUGAAAAGAACCUAAAGAACGUCUUUUCUGUUUGGCUCACUGAUGGACAAGAUAAUAAUGGCUUGGCAAGCUUAACUCCAGUUAUGGAGUCCUUUAAGAAUAGUCUUGAAGCUAAAGGUGUUUCAAUUGCAGUUCAUUGUAUUGGCUUUGGCUCUGGUCACGAUGCCACUCUAUUAACUAAACUAUCACAGAGUGGAACCAGGCCUGGAACUUUCCAAUAUGUCCCUGAAGGAGGAAGAAUUCCUGUUGCAGUCAACAAUGUUUAUGAACUAGCAUAUGAAUCCACAACAUGGGCAAGAUUAGUAUCUCAAGGUGGAGCUGUUUCUUUCUAAAUUAUUAGCGUUCAGUUUAGCGUUUCGUGCUUCACCUAUAAAACACUCGUCAUAGCGUUAUCUAGCUCGGACCAUGCCUUAUCUUUAGACGGACAGCCUCUCGGCACUUUGAUAAUGCCAACUUGAGUCAUCUCGCACUCUAAAGAUCCCAGUCAUGACGGCCUGGGAUUGCUAACACAUUAAAUAAAUUUUAUUUCCUAGAGGAUGAACUUCUAAUACUAUGACUGCUUGAGUUUUAAUACUCUACCAUGGCUCGCUGGGUUAAACCAAGCCUCUUAAUUACAAUAAAAUAGAAAAAUUCUCUCCAGGAGUCCAGAAAAUUAGAAUGACGACAUACUUUGACUAUGAGCUGUUUCAUACAAAGUAAACGUUGAUAAAGAUGGAGACGAAGAAUCAAAAACUCCUGGCUUGAAGGCUUUAGUCUAUAUCUCUGAAAAUGAUUUAGAAGACUGCAAAAUUGAAAUCCACAAAGGCUCUAGUGUUGUUUCUGUAGAACUUGAGCCUACAAGAGGAGACUCUAAAAAUUUCUUUGACUUACUUUAGAUUAUUGGAUUAUAGCUAUUGUGAAAAAAAUAAAUAAUAAAAAAUUGUUUAUUUAUUUUUUAUAGGAGGAAAUUAGUUGAUUUGGUGACAAGAUUUAUUGCAUUUAAAGUCUCACAAGCUUUAGAGCAAGGUGCAGUAGGUGCAGGUGAGAAGCUAAGAGAACUAAGCCCACUUUUAGAAGAAAUGGGCAGAAGACUUGAAAAUUUAUUGCAAGAAUCCAAGAGAUUGCGCCCAUACAAACAAAAACAACUUGCAUCCUUUUUUUCAGCAACAAAGGACUUAAUUAACUUCUAUUUUUCCACUCUUGGAACCAUUGGAGGUGGAGAGAUUGGAAACGAAACUUUAGCUCAGCUAAAUGGCUAUGCUAACAAAGUUUCCUUACUCUAUUUAUUCUUGAUAAAUGAUUGACCAUUUUUGGUCAAGGAUGGUGCGAAAAAUUUCUUGUAAAACAGAUUAUAUGUAAUUUAUAUUAGCUUGCAAAAAUUAUUAUAUUAAAGAUUUUCCCAUAAAAAUGUUAUGCUCUAGUAAUAAAGGUAAAGCAUGUAAAAUAUUCUGCCAAUAUGCUAUAAUCCCUUGGCUAAAUUUCUAUGGCCGUUAUACGUGCCAUUUUCAUAUGAAAUUUCAAAUUAUGAAUUUGCUGCACUAAAAUCUGCGUUUUGAAACGUAUAUUUGGUUUUCACAUACCAAAAAUUCAAAAUGGCAUGCAUAUGCAUGAUAAGAAAUAAAUACAAUGCAUCAUAGAAAUCGCAAGGUAUAGAAUAGUUUCAUUCAUGACCAUAUGAAAAUAUUUGACCAAGAACACGGUUGAUUUUCAUUGUUAGGAAAUUUUCAAUGGAAUCGCUCAAUUGAGGGAAGGGAGUUAAGAAAAAAUCUUGAAAAGAAAAUUGCCAAAGAGGCUGGACCAAAUCUCCCAUUGCUGUUCCUAGCAGAUGACCAGACUGAAGAGUUGAUGCACGAUUUCGAAAGAAAAGAAUUGGUAGAAAAAUACCCAGACUUCCAAAGACAAGGAACUUGCAUUCUUUCAGGGAAAAAUUGGAUUGAUGCUGUCACUUCUGGCGACUGUUUAUGCUUAACUUUCAGCGUAGAGAGACCACAGAAUCUUGAAGGAAACCCACUCGAUAUUAAAAUCACGAACAUUUCAUCAACCAUAAUAUCCCAUGAUACUUUUCUAGAGUCACCAUUAUUCGAGACAAAAGCAGGGCAGCUUAUACAAGGUCCUAGAAGCUAUCAGCAUGGCCAACCAACACCAUCAGCCCACACAUUGGAUCCUAAGCUUCCUCAUGAGCCUUUAAACGCAGUAAUUCCUCUUUUUAUAUCUCCAGAACACUGGAAAAUCGCAAAAUUAAGACUCAAUUCUAUGCUAGCAUAUGAUAUCACUGUUGACGUCUUAGGUUUCAAGCCUGAUCAGCUGCUUUAUUUCCCAUUCAUGCUCCUAUGCAAGUCCUUUGAGUUAAACUUGCCUAAAAUAUCUCCAGAGACCCAUAGUUUGAUUCAAGAGACCUGCAGACAAAUUUAUAUCGACAAUCAAGACUCAAUUCUUAGGAACCUAAAAGACAAAGUAGAAAAUUACAUUGCUGUUCCUGCGAUACGUCUUGAAGAUUCUAUUCCUAGUAACCAAAUCUUUUUGAGCCAAUUAUAUAUUGCUAGCUUGGUUGGAGAUAUUACUGAGUUUAGAGAGAUCUUGCCAUUUGUUUUCGAAGAAGAGGUCAGAAGAUCUUUUAAGUACCCAGAAACUAAGUUCCAUGAAUUAUGCUUAAAAUUGUUAAAAGUUGACGCCACUAAAGAAAUUGAAGCUGUCAAAGCUUCUUUUGUGGAUAAAAAGUCAUCAUUUGCUCAGAGAUUUCUUGCUCUGCUUGAAAGUGUUACUGGAGUAAAAGAGACAGAAGAAGUGAAAAAAGAAGAGGAUGCAAAACAAGAAGAGCCAGCUGCUGCUGCUGCUCAAAAGCACGAAUUUAAAGACAGAAUUUUAGAGCUAAGCGCAGAAACAAACGAGGCAAUUGAUAAACUCUACUCUGAGCUACAACACCAAGCUUUUGGUGGUUUUUCACAGCUUCUAUCAGUACUCGGACUUACUGUAAACACCCUUGAAGACCUUAGCUUGACAGAAAACGAGCAAAAGCUCGCAUUUUUACUACAAGUAAUCGGCCAUCAUAAAACUCCAGAUCGUAAAGAAGCCAUAAACAACAACGCUUACGUUAAUUCUUUUGACAAAGAAGCAAGCAUUGCUUUUAUCCAAAACUCCUAUACAGCAACAUUAAAUAGAGAAGUCUUAUCAUUCAAAUCUCAACUAAUUGCCCAGCUUGAAGGAAAAGAAGCUCAGCAAAAGGCAACUACCUUUGCUAUGACUGACGAUCUAAACGAAGCAGCUGGACUUGUCCAUGGCUUGCAUCAAGGUGACAUUGGGUUCCCUCUAUUCGCAAAAAGUUUAGCCAUGGGUCAUGUCCCUCAUGUCAUUGAAAAAAUCAAAAUGCUUGUUACAGGCCAGUACAGAGGAGUCAAGCUUAUCAUGGACACCCUAAAACUAAAUCCAACAUUUAUAGAGUGGAAACCUAAGAAAAAAUUCACCCACAAAAUUUACCUCGCCCAUAAGGAUGAAGUCAGAAAAGAAGAUUGGUUCGAAGCUUUCCCUCACCAAAGAGAGCACUUUGAGCACAUUUUUAUGAGAAGCAGCGGCACGUUUGUCCCGUACACGAAGCCAAGAUCAAACUGUCGUGAUAAGAGACAUUUUAAUAAGCCUUAA
Messenger RNA from Blepharisma stoltei, 3991 nucleotides. The record is from the annotation of a GenBank genome assembly. Lineage: Eukaryota; Ciliophora; Heterotrichea; Heterotrichida; Blepharismidae.